CCUCGGUGCACUUUUCCAAAGUUUGUGUGUUAUCAAUGACCGAUUUAUUCCGCGCUUCGGUGUAAAUGAGUGCGCAUUGGUAGUGUAAAGAAGUGUUAUUGGUGUGGGAUUACAGUUUAGCGAAAAUGCCGGAAGAAGCGAUCAAAAAUGAAGGUGAAAUCGAAAACGUACGGGUGGUCGUACGGGUUCGUCCGAUGGACAAAAACGAGCUCGACUCCGGCAGCCAGAAUGUAAUCAAGGUGGACAAAGCGAACCGGUGCAUCACCGUCGUCAAACCGAACGCAAACUCCAGCGAGCCACCGAAAAUUUACUAUUUUGAUAACGUUUUUGGCGAGGAUUCGACACAGAUUGAUCUCUACGUUGAUACAGCCCGUCCGAUCGUGGAUAAGGUACUGGAAGGCUAUAAUGGCACCAUCCUGGCGUACGGGCAAACCGGCACCGGCAAGACGUACACCAUGUCGGGCAACCCGGAGUCACCGCAAACGAAGGGCAUCAUUCCGAACACGUUCGCGCACAUCUUCGGGCACAUUGCGCGCGGCAAGGAGAACCAAAAGUUUCUCGUACGCGUCAGCUACAUGGAGAUCUACAACGAGGAGGUGCGCGAUCUGCUCGGCAAGGAGCUGAACAAGAGUCUGGAGGUGAAGGAGCGUGCCGACAUCGGCGUGUUCGUGAAGGACCUGAGCGGGUACGUCGUGCACAAUGCGGACGAUCUGGACAACAUCAUGAAGCUGGGCAACAAGAACCGCGUGGUCGGCGCGACGAAGAUGAACUCGGAGUCGUCCCGUUCCCACGCUAUCUUCUCGAUCACGGUCGAGUCGAGCGAGACGGACGAGGCGGGGCGGCAGUACGUGCGCAUGGGCAAGCUGCAGCUGGUCGAUCUGGCCGGCUCGGAGCGGCAGAGCAAAACGCAAUCGUCCGGCUUACGGCUGAAGGAGGCGACCAAGAUCAACCUGUCGCUGUCGGUGCUGGGGAACGUAAUAAGCGCGCUGGUCGAUGGGAAGAGCACGCACAUUCCGUACCGCAACUCGAAGCUGACGCGGCUGCUACAGGAUUCGCUCGGUGGCAACAGCAAGACGGUGAUGUGCGCUAGCGUUAGUCCGGCCGAUUCGAACUACGUCGAGACGAUCUCGACGCUGCGGUACGCGUGCCGUGCGAAGAGCAUCCAGAACCUGGCGCACAUCAACGAGGAACCGAAGGAUGCCCUGCUGCGUCAUUUCCAGGAAGAAAUUGAAGAACUGAAGCGCCAGCUGGAGGAAGGCAUCUUCCAGAACGGGCUUGAGAGUGGUGAAGAGGAGGAGGAGGAGGACGAAGGGGAAGAUGAAGGGGACGAGGAGGACCCGGUGGAGGAUGAGUGUGAUCCGGAUGAGGAUCGGGAGCGGGAACGCUUGGAGCGCAAGGAGAAACGUCGCAAGGAGCGGGCCCGCGAGCGGAAGGAAAAGAGUGACGCCGAGAAGGAGCUGCUUGAGAAAAAGGCUAUGGAGAAUCAACAGGAACUGAAGAAGGCUAAGUCCGAGCAGGAUCAACUGCGUGCGAAGCUUUCCUCGCUGGAGAACAAAAUCCUGGUCGGUGGUGAAAAUCUGCUGGAAAAAGCGAAAGAGCAGGAGCUCCUGCUCGAAAACUCAAUCACCGAGCUGGAGCAGCGCACCAAAACCGAGCGGGAGCUGAAGGAAAACCUGCAGAAGAUCGAAGCCGAGCGGAUCGAUAUCGAGGAGCGGUACAGCUCGCUGCAGGAGGAAUGCGUCGGCAAAACGAAGAAACUGCAGCGCGUCAUGUCGAUGCUGAUGAGCAUCAAGUCGGAGCUGGCCGACCAGCAGCAGGAGCAGCAGCGCGAAAAGGAGGGCAUUUACGAGAACAUUCGCAGCCUAUCGCGGGAGCUGGCACUCUGCGAGCUGGUCAUCAAUUCCUACAUUCCUAAGGAGUACCAGAACAUGAUCGAGAAGUUCACGCACUGGAAUGAGGACAUUGGCGAGUGGCAACUGAAGUGUGUCGCCUAUACCGGCAACAAUAUGCGCAAAAACAUACCGGAACCAAAGGUCAACACCAAAGAGACGGAUCUGACCGAUCUGUCACACGUGUAUCUGAGCUACAACACGGAAUCGGUUGUGGAACCGAUGCGUGCGAAAACGGCCCGACCACGCACCUCCGGCAUUGCGCGUCCAACGACCGCCCGAAAGUAUUACUAGGAGGCUUCGAAAAUGGAGCGGGGAAAGCCGUCGCUGCAGCCAAUUGAGGCUCCGUUCUUUUUUUGUUUAAGGCAAACCAAUUUGCUUUGGUUAUGAUGAUUUCAACUCAUCCUUAUCCUAUCCUCAUCCUAAUCACAACUCACAACUAUUUCACGCCGCUUGUUUGUUUGUGUUUUUGUUUAUUUAGUUCUGUGGUCCUUAAAGUGUGUGUAUGUGUUUAUAAUAAUCAUGCUUAAUGAGCUUUUUUCUGCUAAAGCGAACAAAUUGCUCAUGCUGCUGGAGCACCUUGAAGGAUCGCUGGUACAGUGAUGGACUUCUUGGCAGUUGUUGGCAGCAGCAGCCACGAGCAACGUACUGAGUUAGUUAUUUUAGUGGUGAGGUAUUUAGCGCACAAAUAGCACGUCGCAAUACUUCUCAGACAACAUCGCAUAAAAACAAUAAUGUGCAAUUCGAAACUAGUCGCUUCUGGUCGCGGACAGGAAAUUAACUUAAAUCAAACAAAAAGUGCUCGACACAGUUGACACACGUUCACCGAUGCCGAUGUGAAUAAUUUGGCGAACGGACAAAAUAGUAUUUAUAAUUGUUUAGAAGCAACUUUAUUCCCUAGAGUACGGCAAAGUAUCUCGUUGUGCUUUAGAAUGCGAGAGAAUUUGUGCUUUCUUAAGGUGGAAGCUGUAAACCUGCAAUAAGUUUAACCAAAACGUAUAAUAAGCUUUCUUUGUGCUACCAAACUUGUGAUGACAUUCGAGAGGCAUUUGUUUUGCAACGAUUUCCAAGUGAGGGAGGCCAACUAUGAGUUAGUAAUGAAAACACACGGGUUAAACCAACAUGAAAAGUCGCAGUCUCAGUCAGUCAGAAGCCAAAAAGGCUCUAACAAACUAACCCUCUGUUUGCAUACCCAAAACGGUUGCCGCAUUUGAACACAAAGGACCGAUAGGCUCUUAAAAGCCAGUAGCGUGAUUUCCUAACAGUCGAACCGUGACCGAAGAGAAGAUUUUUGCUGUGGUUGUGACAAUAUUCCAGUAAUGUUAGACAAGAAAUGGAUUUAGUUAUGGUUGUAAAAAUGUUCCGUUUAGAUCCGGUUUCUUCUUUUACACAUUUUUUGUCAUUGGUUUUCGUUUUGUAGUGUGAGCACCAUCCCCGUCGUUUGGAUUUCCUCGGCACAUUUUCCACUCUACGGCACAAAACACCAUUGAUUAAAAUAACCAAGUGGUGCUCUAACGUAACUGAUCUUCAUCUAAUACGGCUUCGUUUAGUGUGUAUUUAUUCUUUAAGUUCCCAUCCACAUCCCCAUAGCAACAGUACCGCUUGUUUUUAUUUGCCUUACUUCACGAGUGAACGAAUUAAUGCACGAAGUAGAAGCGAACGUAGAACGAGCACACCGAGCAAAACAUCACAAGCUUAGAAAAGCACUGGACGGUUUUUGAAGGUAAACUUUUGAGGUAUUGUUCAAUAAGAAAAAAAAAACUACCUACAGGAUCCGCAAUAAAGCAGUAAAAAUAAUACUCAAAAUCAAAUGUGCAAAUU
Messenger RNA from Anopheles coustani, 3710 nucleotides. RefSeq names its product kinesin-like protein KIF3A (gene Klp64D). The transcript has 5 exons. Lineage: Eukaryota; Metazoa; Arthropoda; Insecta; Diptera; Culicidae. Gene Ontology annotation, biological process: microtubule-based movement. The record is from RefSeq and is a predicted model, not a curated record. Gene Ontology annotation, molecular function: ATP binding; microtubule binding; microtubule motor activity. Bases 126 to 2183 code for a protein of 685 amino acids.